This is a messenger RNA of Stegodyphus dumicola, 6376 nucleotides long. RefSeq lists its product as uncharacterized. The record is from RefSeq and is a predicted model, not a curated record. Gene Ontology annotation, cellular component: plasma membrane. NCBI's taxonomy places the organism in Eukaryota, Metazoa, Arthropoda, Arachnida, Araneae, Eresidae. Gene Ontology annotation, molecular function: protein binding.
CGUGACGUUCGGAUCGUUCUUUCUUCCCGAUUGAGAAGUUCUCCGUGAAAGUGGGCGCGGGAGAGUUAUUAGGUGGCUGGAUAUCCUGAGACCCUCAGCUGGACUCUCAGUCUUUUUGUGGAAUAUUUAUUUCCGGUAUCUCACUUCCUUCUUAAAAUCUGAUCACUGUAUUAAAGUAAAGAAAGAUAUUAAGGUGUUACGAUGUCAUUUUUCAUACUGGAUGGAGGAUGGAUAAAGUAAAAGAAUGUGCUCAGCAAGUGAGCAUUACUUGUGCUAUCCUGGAAGAUGGCCGUUCUUCUAUCAACGAUGACGAUUAUGAUUUUAAGUCUUACGGGAGCUCACCCUAACGAGAUUUGCAACUUCAACCAUCUUUGCACUUGCAGAAGGUCACAUCAUGAAGUCAUCUGUAGAGGAGUUCCUUUCUCAGAUUUCCCUUCUUUGUCAUCCGAAACUAUCUAUCAGGUCACUUUGAUCCGUUCAGGAAUGGAAGUAUUGCAGAAUAACGUAUUCGAAGGUACUAGUGUUGCUUCAUUACAUUUGAUGCAGAACAAUAUAAUAUCCCUUUCUCCCAGAGUUUUCAGUAGUCUGGAGAAUAUUCUCACAACUCUGGACUUAAGCCAAAAUCAAAUAAAUCAUUUUCCUUUGUCCGUCCUGAGUUCCUUAAAUAACCUACAAUGGUUGAACUUGCAAGGAAAUCAACUGGAUGAUGUGCACAGUUUUAUAUGGUCUCAACUCAACAGCAGAUCGACUCUCAACAGUUUGUUCCUUGGAUCCAACUACAUCACAAGCAUACCAGAAGGUGCCUUCGUAAAAUUAAAUAAUCUGAGAUUAUUGGAUAUUGAUGGAAACAUAAUUCAUGACGUUGGUAGUCAUUCUCUGCCUCGCUCACUCCAUUCCCUCUCCCUAUCUAAUAAUAUACUUAAGAAAGUGCCUCUGCAUGCUCUCUACACACUGAAAAAUUUGCGUUUCUUGUAUCUAUCUGGAAAUCUUUUCCGUAGGUUGCCAUGCCCCUUUCAUCUGCAUGCAACACAUUUAGAGAAAAUGGAACUCAGCAAUAAUAUGUUAACUCAUAUUGAAGACUGCGUGUUCAAUGGGUCUUUUACUAUAAAAGAACUGCAUCUUGAUUUCAACUUUAUGAGAAAUCUUUCAGCUAGAAGUUUUAAAGGAACGCGGCUUGAGAGACUGAUUUUAGCAAACAAUCGUAUAAGCUUCAUUCAUUCGGAUGCUUUCGUUGGCAUAGAAGAAACUCUUACAACUCUUGAUCUAAGUUUCAAUCUGCUGGAAAUGUUUCCUUCUGCUCUCAAUAACCUUAAAGUAUUGUUAUAUUUGUCGUUAAAGAGUAACCUUCUGAAACAGCUUGGGAGAAAUGAUAUGAGUGGUUGUAGGCGCUCUUUAGAAGUCUUAGAUCUGUCAGGAAACCUGUUUCAGCACGUUCCUAAGAAGGCACUGAAAUCUUUGACGAAGCUUCUACGUCUAAGCUUGCAAGAUAAUCAGAUUCAAAAAGUGUAUCGUGACGAUUUUGAAGGGUGGGGUGGAACGCUUACAACUCUAAGCUUAGCCAACAACAAAAUGACAUACUUAUCCGGUGGAACUUUCCUAUAUUUGACAAAACUCAAAGAACUGAAACUUUCUUUUAAUAACUUAAUGUACUUAGAUCAAAAUGUGUUUCUACCUCUUAGAAAUACAUUGGAAGUUCUUGACUUAAGCUCAGCAUUUUCCGAUUACAAUCAUCCUAUAGAUUUAUUUAUUCAAAAUCUUGAUCGUUUAGAAUGGCUGCAACUGGAUUAUAAUAAUAUAUCGCCAUUAUCGUCUUCUAGUAUUCAUUCGCUAUCAAAGUUGCGUCAUUUUGAUAUAAGCAACAACAACCUAGAAGAAAUACCUGUCGAUUUAUUUCAGGCGCAGACGCAUACAUAUCUCAGUGCCGUCCAUAUUAGUAACAAUGAGCUGAAAGCUAUCAAAAGUGGAACUUUCGAGAGCAUGCCACACCUAUCGACUGUUGUUUUAUUUGGUAAUAAAAUAAAUACUCUGGAAAGCUUUUCGUUUUCUAACUGUACAUAUUUACAUACUAUUGUACUUUCUAAAAACAAUUUAGUAUCAAUAGAAUCUUCUGCUUUCCACAACCUGAACAGAUUAUCAAACAUAUUUCUACAGGAUAAUCAGCUGCAAUCCUUUUCGUUUGAUGCGAUCACAAGCGAAACUUCGAAACUUUAUUUAAACCUUUCCAGCAAUGCAUUGAAAGAAUUAAAUCAUGAAAAUACAACUUCCUUAAAAGCUUUAAAUGUUAGGACGUUAGAUCUCACUAAUAAUCAGAUAUCUGUGAUACCUGACUCCUUUUUCCUCACUGUUUCUAGAUGUUUAUUACACUUAUUUUUAUCCAAAAACUAUAUUUCCAAUCUUCCAUUAGUUUCGCUGCCGACUCUGCAAGUAUUGCACUUAUCUCAUAAUAAUUUUGAUAUUGUGGAUCCGACAGUUUUUGAAUGUUGCUCCAGUGUUCAAAUACUGUUCUUGAAUCAUAAUAACAUAUCAUAUAUUGCUGACAGUGCAUUUUUACGUAUGGAACAUCUCAGAAUUCUGGAUUUAAGUCACAACAAAAUUUCCGUUCUUCCAGCAGAUGUCUUUGCUCAGACUGUAUUAGAAAAGUUAAAUUUAUCCCAUAAUAAUUUCUUACAUCCACCAUCUUUAAGUUUAAUACCAGUUGCCAAAACUCUUAGACAUCUAGAUUUAUCAUUAAACAGUAUUGAAAAUAUAUCUGCCCAUAGCUUCCGAAGUAUGAACAAACUGCAAGCCUUAAAUUUGUCUUCCAACCACAUAUCUUCUCUUCAUGAGCAGAGCUUCCACGACUUAAAUCACUUAAUAAAGCUAGACAUAUCUCAUAACCCUUUGCAAAGAAUUUUAAAACAAAGGCCUUUCGGUUCACUGACAUUUUUAAGAAGUCUAAAUCUGCGUAAUACUAGUUUACUCUCUGUGUCACAUUUAUCUCUUCCUCAACUCAAUGUUUUAAGUUUAAAAGAUAAUUUUCUGUACAACCUAUCUCAGCAAGUAUUCGAAAAAUCGCGUAAUGUUCGUUAUUUAGACUUGUCUGGAAAUUUAUUACAAGAUGUCCCGAUGCACCUGUGGGAGAAAAUUAGAAAACUAAUAUAUUUGGAUAUAUCCAGCAACCCUAUUGAAGUGCUUGGUGUUAACAGCUUUGUUGGCCUGGAGAAACUUCAGCAGUUGGAUAUAAGCUUGCUGCUUCUUAAAAGACUUGAUCCAAGAACGCUUCAUGGGCUAAAAUUUUUGACUACCUUCAAAACAGAUUCCUACGCUUCUGUGCGUUCCUUCCGUCUUCAAGAUCUUCUCUCCCAUGCAUUCGCCCUUCGAAAAGUUACGGUCAACAUAGAAGAAUCUACUUUGUCUCAUCAAGUGCAAAGAGCUUUCGGAACCAAACUGCGAGAACUGGUCAUCACUGGUUCAAAUUUGCAAAGAAUCCUUCCUGACGCAUUUUCAGGAUUAUCCACUCACGAACUGACAAUUCGGAUUAGCGGAACAAUGGUCAGCAAAUUUCCUGAUGGUUUAUUGCGUUAUUUACCAGAUGUACGUUACUUAACUUUGGAUCUAAGGAACAAUCAGCUAACCACCAUGGGGCCAGGUGUCUUGGCUGCAGUUACAAGAGACGGGGAAGAUGUUCAUCAGACACAGCAUAUAACGGGUGGAGUCUUACUGGAAGGCAACCCAUGGAAUUGCAGUUGUGACCUUUUAUGGCUGAGCAGAUGGUUAAGACGGUGGUUGCGAGAAACAUUCCAUGUUCAUAUGCUCAGUGUAGAAGCAGCCCUGUAUGUUAACAGUGUAUCCAGGAAAGCUACUUGUUCCAUUCCUGGCAUGAACACAAGCCUCGCCAUUGUAGAUUUACGACCAUCAGAUGUUGACUGUGAAAAUGUUGCCAGCAAACACUCAAAACUAUCACCAUCAUUUAUAAUGUGUGUAAUAGUUUUAGGUAGCCUCUCUUACAGUUAUCUUUACUUUGCUCAAACAGUUUUUAUCUCACCACCUGAAAUGAAUUUCCUUUGACAGAGGUAUGUCCUUUGACAGAAAUAGGAUUGUCAUGACUGUAAUUUAUAUGUAAGUAUUAUGUUUCGUAGAAUAAAUAAAAAAAAGUGUUACAUGGAUUCUCAUUCAUGGUAACCGUAUGUCCAUUCAUACGGAUCUUCCCAAGAUGUGGUUGUGCCUGUGAUUCAAGCUCAUUGAUUUUGAACUUCAAGCAGUUUUUUAAUUUUGUUUUAUAGUAGCAUUCAGGACAUUUCGUUUCUUUGAUAAUUGCUUUACGCUUAUGAAAACAACCAAAAACUGCGUACUUGUUUAUUUGUUAUCGAAGAAACUGAAGAUGUAUUAAGUUUCCAAUUUUUUUAGGAAAAGGCAAAUUUCAGAGAUUCAUUCGCUUUAAAGUAUUUCUUUUAUCCUAAUACAGAUUUAAUGAAAAAAUAAUGAACUAAUUUGUUAAAUUUUCAUAGUUUAAAAUGUGUUAGAAAUAUAUAUUUCCAACUUUUUAUACCAAUACAAGAAUUUGACUUUGCCACUACUAUCCUUAGAUAUGUCUUGUAGAAAUAAUCAAAGCUGCGGGAAUUGUUCUCAUUAUCCAAACUUCCUGCAUUAUGUAAUUCCAAAUGAGAACAAAAAGAUGAAUGGUGCUUUUCAUAAAUCAAAACUCCUUUUUUGUGUUGGAAAAUGGUCUCCGAACGGAGGACAACCUCUUUGAAAUCUACAAAAAUAAAUCGUAUUUCGUUUUAUUUUCAAAUCAUAUUUGCUUCUCAUUUGCUUUCAAAAACUUUCAGUAGGCAUAGUUAAUGUCUUGCAUACUUUCAUAUAAAAAUGUAAACUGCUAGGCAAUUGCUAAAGACUGAUAAAAAACUCACGCCAGCAACCACAAAUAAAAGAGAACAAAAUAAGAAAAAUCGGAAUAUGGGCUGGAUACAGGAGACCAAGAUAUGACAGGAAACCACGAUUGCUUGGAACUAUUUACUAUCCACCACACACAGCUAAAGGCUGGUCUUGCAGACUUGAGACAUUUAUUUAGAAAGUCAAAUUUUACAAAUAGUUCUUUUAACAUACAAUUUUGUUUGCACACAGUGCCAUAAUGUGUGGAAUACAGUAAGAAGAGGUGUGAAUAUGCAAAUUUUCAUUUUUUUCCUUUUUCAUCACCUGAUAGCUCUCGUGCGAGCAGUUAUUUCACUAAGUAAAGUUUUGCAAGGAAGAUUUAAUUGAAGAUCAUGAAAAUAUCAGUACGUCACUUAGAUGAUUUCACGUGUGGCCGUAUGAUUGAGAAGAUCGAAGAAGGGGCGAAAAAUACACAUUUGUUACCAGGAAGCUCAUCACCAUCACAGCGUUGUUUCAUAACUACGGAAAGUAACUGAAACAACUGGAAUGUGUACCAGUCUCAUGGGGAGGUGGUGUUAGAUGUACGACUAUCGCAGGAGACAGCAUAUUGCUGUAUCGGCCAAACGAAACCGGCUCUCCACAGCUCAGAAGGUGGCGAAUGAGUUUCUUACUGACAUAGUUUCCCAAAACACUGCAACCAGAAGUUAGGUAAAAGACGGAGUAUGCACCCGUAAAAUUGUUGUGUGUGUUCCAUUGUCCAGACAGCACCGUACCGCCCGUUCCAAUGAUAUCGUGAGCAUUGCAAAUGGAUUAAUAAGUACUAGGUUUGCAUACUAUUCUCAGACGGAACUAGAUUGAGUUUAUCAUCAGAUUGUAGAUGCCAAAUGAUCUGGCGUCAUAGUGGUACUGCUUAUCAUGAAGAAAAAUAUUCAUAUCGUCAUUACAUGAGUCUGCUGCAGGACCAAUGGCCGCACGCUCUUGCAUGUGGUUGCAAGAGCUGGUUGAGCUAUAACUGGUUGACGAUACACUGAUGAAAUGCUGCUGCCUCGUGUUCGCAUUUUCCAUAGUACUUUCGGUAAUGUAUUUCUUUCGAUGGACGACAACCGCACUAUGCCAUCUAGUACCCAGUGUUCAUGAUUUUUUUUAAAAAAGAGAAUAUUCAGCUCCUCAUAUGGCCAGCGCGUUCUUCAGAUCUAAACCCAACUGAAAAUUUUUUGGAUGCUCUGGCAAGGUAACUAGCUGGUCGAAAAUAUCCUCCAACGAAGAACAUCCUCAUCUGUGCAUUGACAGGGGAGUGGGAUCAUUUACCUCAACAGUUGUCUGAUAAUGCCCUGCAAAGCAUAUCCCGACGCGAAGAAAGGAACAUCGCACUCUAGAAAGACAUGUCCCGUACUAACACCUUUUUGAAAAGUUCCUUCUGUAGUUCAUACGCACUUUUCCAUUUCUCCUUGCACAAUAUCAAAAGAACACCUUUCUAUGUUUGAAUAUUUAAAACCUUUCUUUAGCUUCCUGAAAAAUAAAUAUC